GUAUUUCAAAUACCAGCAGGGUCGCCCAUGGUGGACAGGUCUCAGUGGAGCUUCCAGAUUAAAACAGACUAGGAAGAAAGGCCUGGCAAUCUACUUCCCAAAAUUAGCCAAAGAAAAACUUACUGGAUAGCAACAGAACAGUUUCUAUCUCGCUUGCUUUGAACACAUCAUCAGGAGGGAUCGAUCGGUAGAAUAGGGUAAAAUAGAGGACCAACAAGGAUAGGGGAGACCCUCAGUGAGAUGGAUUGGCAUAGUAGUUACAGCAGUGGACUUGAACAUACUGGCUCUAUUAUACAUAAGUUUGCCUUGAGUCGGAGCCAACUCAACAGCAUCUAACAACAGCAACAAACCACACAGAGAGAAGCAGCGUUGAUUAUUUCCUGAACAGAUUCUUUCUCUUGCAGACUGAGAUACCUACAGACAACUAAAGAGAAGGCAUGAACAUGGGAGAAGAUUUGAGGGGAUUAAAAGGAUUGCCAGGGCAUAGUCGUCCAAAACGUGACUCCACGCAAAGAUGAAUGAUGUUUGGCUGUCAUUACAAGAGGCUUCUGGUUGAUAAAUGCUGUCUGGUAUUUCCUGGCUGAUUUCUUACCCUCACACCACACGCCUGAUCACUGUGGUCCACUCUGCAGAGGCAAAUCACCUGAAUCAGGCUGUAGGUGACUCACCACGCCUCUUUAAAGCUGCACUGGGUUCAGCCCAGCGACUACUGGGAUAGAAGCCAUGGCUCGCAGGCUCUGCUUCUCCUCCUGGUUUCUUGUCUGCUGCUUGGUCAUAACUGUGGCAGAAGGACAAGAAGGGGUAGUCACCCCUCCUGGAGGUUCACAAAACAAUGUGAACCCUACAGACUGCCACAUCUUUACACUCACCCCUCCUCCCACCACAAGGAAUCCAGUGACUAGGUUCCAGCCCAUCACAAGGACACCCAGGUGUCCCUUCCAUUUUUUUCCACCAAGAAAGCCAAGAGUCUACUUUAGGUUCCCAUACAGACCUUUCCUCCUUCCAAAGUGUAAACACCGUUUCCAGUACCGGCCAGUUUUUUGGCCCCUUGGUCGCCACACACCUCAUUAUAACUAUUUCCCCAGAAGAAACCUCCAGAGAGGAAGUUCAUCUGAGGAAAGCUGAAA
Loxodonta africana (African savanna elephant) is the source of this 1127-nucleotide messenger RNA. RefSeq names its product odontogenesis associated phosphoprotein (gene ODAPH). Lineage: Eukaryota; Metazoa; Chordata; Mammalia; Proboscidea; Elephantidae. The coding region runs from base 724 to 1125 and encodes 133 amino acids. The transcript is spliced from 2 exons. Gene Ontology annotation, biological process: positive regulation of enamel mineralization. The record is from RefSeq and is a predicted model, not a curated record.